Messenger RNA from Myotis davidii, 537 nucleotides. Its product is annotated as ovostatin homolog 2-like. The transcript is spliced from 3 exons. The record is from RefSeq and is a predicted model, not a curated record. NCBI's taxonomy places the organism in Eukaryota, Metazoa, Chordata, Mammalia, Chiroptera, Vespertilionidae. The annotation marks the transcript as partial.
GGAGAAGAAGAGGAGGAGGAGGAGGACAUUUUACUCACUGCAUAUAUUGUUGGAGCAUUCCUUGAAGCUGGGCUCAAUUCUACUUUUCCUGCUCUGCGACAUGGGCUCUUUUUCCUGGAGGAGGCAUUGGAAACUGGUGUCACCAAUGACUAUAAUCAUGCAAUGCUGGCUUAUGUUUUUGCAUUAGCUGGAAAAGAGGAGCAGGUGGAAUCCUUACUCCAGGUCCUGGAUCAAUCUGCUAUCAAAGAAAAUAAUGUAAUAUAUUGGGAAAGAGCUAAGAAAUCCAAGACAGAAGCACCCCCAUCCUUUAUUCCUCCGGCACCUUCUGACGACACUGAGAAGACUUGCUACGUGCUGUUGGCCAUCAUUUCCCAAAAAGCUCCUGACCUCACCUAUGCUAGUCAGAUUGUGCAGUGGGUUGCUCAACAAAUGAAUUCCCAAGGAGGCUUCUCUUCCACCCAGGUAAUUGGUGUGAGUCUGGUGUUAAUAACAAUAUUUGACAGCAAAGAUAAUCAUAGAAAAUACUGGCAAGGUUAA